Molecule: messenger RNA, 3816 nt
Organism: Osmerus eperlanus (European smelt)
Lineage: Eukaryota; Metazoa; Chordata; Actinopteri; Osmeriformes; Osmeridae
Product: zinc finger protein 850-like
Exons: 5
Coding region: 298-3717 (1139 amino acids)
Biological process (GO): regulation of gene expression
Cellular component (GO): nucleus
Source: RefSeq, a predicted model, not a curated record
AAUCACUUUUCCGUUAGCCGUAGGUGUAGCCUAGCCUAUUUUAUGACCGUCUACUGUCAUUUUAAUAAAAAUAUAUUAAUAGCACGUAUAUUUAUGGGUUCUAAGUAGGACAAUAGACGUUAAUCAUUCUUGAUCAAAGAGUUCUCAUCUUACUGUCUGCCAUCAACCAGUUUUGUCUACCCAGGAGUACACAGUGGUCUCUGCCCUGAGCCAACCUGGCCUGUAACCACAGCAACCAGAGCUGGGGGUAGAUGCCAUGCUUUGGAAAACAACAAACUGGGGGACAUUCUAAGAAUCAUGGACUUGUCUGGGGAGGAGAGGGAAGAGGGCACCUUUAGAGCUGCCAGGCUGGAAGGAGACCAGAGGAGAGACUCAGGAGAGACACCCUGCCAUUGCCCCCCACAGGAAGUGGGAACCUUCACAGGAAGUGGGAAGCGGUUCUCCCAGACAGGAAGUGGAAAGCGGGUCUCCCAGACAGAAAGUGUGGUUGUUACGUGUGCCCGUCACAGUCACUGCCAAGUUAGGGUGAAACUCAAAAGACUUUGUGUUCAAGACGAAGAUAGUAAAGAUGAUCCAACCGAGUCUCCAAACACAGAACACAAUGACGAGGACACUAACCCUGCCAUUUUUAAGUGCGAUGAUGAAUUAGAGGUGCUGACUGUUCAAGUAGAACAGGGGGAGGAGCAGGAGAAGAGCGAUUCAGAGGACAAACUGCACCAUUGCGCCAAGUGUGGGAAGACCUUCGCCAAGUUGGAGGCUUGGAAGGAUCACCAGCAGACUCACACGGGGAGCAAGCGUUACGGCUGCCCCUACUGCGACAAGGAGUUCUGUAACUUGUCAGGCAUGAGGAGGCAUCAACAACAAGUGCACCCUGAUAAGGGAGCCCUUUCUAUGAAAGCUCAGAGAAAUUCACAAGUUCCUCCUGGAGAGAACAGUGAGCUGCACGCCCGUGAAGAAGAAGAGGAGCCACGUUUUGACAGCGUCUCCCACUUCCUCUCUGAGGUGGAGGGCUGUGCCAGGAAGCCACCCCCCUGUGCCAAGAAGCCACACCCCUGUGCAAGGAAGUCACACCCCUGUGUCAGGAAGCCACACCCCUGUCCCGAGUGUGGAAAGGAGUUUGUGAAUCAGAACAAGCUGAAGCGACACCAGAUGACGCACUCCGGAGAGAAGCCUCACCGCUGCUCCGUGUGCGGUAAGUGCUUCCUGCAGAAAGGGCAGCUCAAGGUUCACGAGAGGAUCCACACCGGCGAGAAACCUUACUCCUGUUCCAUCUGCGCUGCCAAGUUUGCUCAGGUGGGGGAUGUGAGGAGACACGAGAUGAGGCACCUGGGGGAGAGACCGUUCGGCUGCUCCGAGUGUGGCAAACGCUUCAUAGAAGCGCGGCUCCUGAAGGCUCACGAGCGCACGCACACUGGGGAGAGACCGUUCGGCUGCACAGUUUGUGGAAGGAGGUUCUCCACCUCGUCCUGCCUCAGGGAUCACAAGGUCACCCACACGGGAGAGAACCCGUACUCCUGCUCCGUGUGCGGGAAGGGCUUCGCCACGUCCUCCGGCCACAGGGACCACGAGAGAUCGCAUGCUGGGGAGAGACCCUACCACUGCGCCGAGUGCGGGAAGAGCUUCUGUCGCCCAGGGCAACUGGUGAAACACCUGAGGAGACACAAAGGUGGAAGUGAUGCCCAAAACCCCAGGAAGGGUCCUGGAGCUCCCAGACUGGAAAGGAAGGCAAAGGAAGACAAGCUUAAAGAUGAUAAGGAUGAAGGAGAUCUGAUCAGCUCAGAUUUGGAUCUGGUGGAGCUCUUGCAUCACCACAAUGACCUCAACACAACACUGGAGAUGGAACAUGAAGAAUUAGUUGAGGAAAAAGAAGAGGGGAAGGAGGAUGGAGGGGAAACAAAUGGCGUUGGGGGAUACAUCAAUUCUGAAGGAGAGGAGUUGGACAUUUACUCUGAGAACCAGCAGGAGAACCAGCAGGAGAACCGGACAGUGAAGAAGUUCUACCGCUGCCUUGAGUGUGGGAGGGAGUGUCCAUCCUUCUUCAGACUCCAGAUGCACAUGAAGACCCACACAGGAGAGAAACCUUACCCCUGCCCCACGUGUGGGAAGCACUUCCGCCAGAAGGAGCACCUGAAAGAACACAAGAAGGUUCACACGGGGGAGAAACCCUACUCCUGUUCAGACUGCGGCGUGAGGUUCAGUCACCAGGGGGCGCUGAGGAGGCACGAGCGCUCACACACAGGAGAGAAACCCCACCCUUGCGCUGCGUGUGGCAAGAGGUUCACCAGGAUAAGCAGUCUCCGAGAGCAUCGAAACACGCACACAGGAGAGAGGCCGCACUGCUGCAGCGUGUGUGGGAAGACCUUCUUCAGGCUGUCGGCCCUGCAGAAGCACCAGGUGACUCACACGGGGGAGAAACGCCACAUCUGCAACGUCUGCGGCAAAGGCUUCUCAGAGGCUUCCACCCUGCGACGCCACGAGAGGGCUCACACCAGAGAGAAGCCCUACCAGUGUGAGGACUGUGGGGGGAGCUUUUCCCAGCUGGGGAGCAUGAAGAGACACCAGCAGAUCCACUCCAGGGACGGGCCUCGGCCCGGUCUUCUGCCUGCCAUGGCUGAUCAACUUGAUCCACUUUCUCUAGCAGGUCUCAACCCUAUCAGUUACCAUGGUGACCUGAGAAAACAGCCACAGUGUCCUGAAGAGCCUGAGCAUGAUGAUAAAGAGGAAGAACAUGACGAGGCUAAAGAAUGGAGUUGUUUGUUCAAAUCUGGAUCAUCGUCGGGUGUUUCCAGGUGUGUUCACACCUGCCCCUUAUGUAGACUUCAGUUCCCCCAGUCCUCCAAACUACACAGACACCUGCAGACUCACCCUACUCUCACCCAAUCAGGAAGUGAGCCGCGAUGGGAGCGGAGCCAUCACCGAGCGGCAGACAGACAAAACCACGAUGCAGAGACUCAACAUGGGACGACCGCUCAUCAGCAUGGAGACCAGGGGUCAGAAGAGGGCGUUGAGACCAUCAUUUAUGCCGGGCCUCCAGGGAACGAGGAUGAGAAGGAGGAAGAGGAGGACAGAGAGGAAGGGGUUGUGUUUUCCACCGCAGAUCAGAGUGUGAGUUCCUCCGCCUCGGGCCGGGAGAACCAGCCUCUCUCCCCCCCGAUGCAGCGUCUCAGAAGCAGCCUCCUGCAGCGGCCCAGCGGCUCCCGCUGCCCCGUGUGCGGGCGGGACUGCAGGAAGCCCUCCACCUUGCAGAUCCACCUCAGGGUCCACUCAGGGGAGAAGCCCUACCAGUGCACCCUGUGCAGCAAGCAGUUCACCCAAAACCGCCACCUCCAGGACCACCAGAGGGUUCACACGGGGGAGAAGCCGUACCGGUGCUCCGACUGCGGCAAGAGCUUCGGCCACUCGGGGGCCUUGAAAAGGCACCGGCUGUUCCACACGGUGGAGAAGUACGGGUGCUCCCUGUGUGCGAAGCGCUACAGCCGCCUGGAGCGUCUGAGGGAGCACGAGAGGACCCACUCGGGGAACCGCUACGCCUGCCCGGACUGUGGGAAGGUGUUCUUUAAGCCGUCUGACCUUGGCUCUCACCGGAGAACCCACUCGGAAGAGAACCCUUUCCGUUGCGACGAGUGCGGCAAGGACUUGAGCACACCGCAGAGCUACCGCAGACACAAGAAGAUGCACCAGAGGAAAUCUUCCGCCGUGCAAGAGCUGCACGCAUAGCUGUCUACCCUCACCGUGGUGUGAAUUGACAUGUUUGUCUAUUUGUGGUCAGCCUGAUGUGAAAAGUAUUAUUACAAAUAAAAUAAUAUAUGGUUCAUC